AUGGCAAACCUAAAGCUUGCUGUUACUUAUCUUUUAUUGCAUGCAGCUAAUGUGCUCGGUUUAAUUUCCUGUAUAUAUGUAAUUUUUUCCCAUCCUCAACCCUUGCAGGCUGGACUUUUUGUAUAUGAUAUUUUCUGGGUUUUCUUCACUCCAGUGAUGGUCAGUGUUGCAAAAUCUUUUGAUGCUCCUAUAAAGCUUUUGUUCCCUACAGCAGAUUCUGCUCGACCAUUUUCCAUGCUUGGACUUGGUGAUAUUGUAAUACCCGGUAUUUUCGUAGCGUUGGCUUUGCGAUUUGAUGUGUCUAGAGGGAAAGACAGCCAGUAUUUUAAGAGUGCUUUUCUCGGAUAUGGUGCUGGUUUGGUUCUUACAAUUAUUGUCAUGAACUGGUUUCAGGCUGCACAGCCUGCACUUUUGUAUAUUGUACCCGCUGUUAUUGGAUUUUUGGCUGCUCAUUGCAUAUGGAAUGGCGAAGUCAAACCGUUGUUGGAGUUUGACGAGUCUAAGACUGCAAAUUCAUCCCAAGAAAGCAGUGAUGCCAAUGAUAGCAAGAAGGUGGAGUAAGUUGAAAAAGCCUUGGACUGAUGAAAGAAAUACUGCUAUUCUCUGAGGAUCCAUAUGCACUUAGAGCUUAAUCGCGGCUAACUUAUGCAAAUGAACAACACAUUAACGUGUUUUGGGAUUAAGGAAGAAAUAAUAUUUUAGCCUCUUAUAACAAUACAACAAACAGUUUUUAAUUUCUUUCUUUGUUGCCCCAAUACAACGGAAUUUUAAAUUCCUUACUGCUCCAUUUGGGGCCUUUGAGCAACAUCUCCAUUCCUAUUGCAUGUUUCUUUUUCUUUUU
Messenger RNA from Corylus avellana, 841 nucleotides. The record is from RefSeq and is a predicted model, not a curated record. Lineage: Eukaryota; Viridiplantae; Streptophyta; Magnoliopsida; Fagales; Betulaceae.